Molecule: messenger RNA, 2114 nt
Organism: Cricetulus griseus (Chinese hamster)
Lineage: Eukaryota; Metazoa; Chordata; Mammalia; Rodentia; Cricetidae
Source: RefSeq, a predicted model, not a curated record
CCAGCACCCUUGGGCCUCUCCGUUUCUCCCGUGCCUCUCCGCAGCACUGGUACUCCUCGUUUGCCCGGUCGCUCUCUCCCACUCUUCCUUUGAAGAUUAGAUCUGUUCCGGACGCCGUUCGGUUUUGCUUGCUUCCCUUCCUGGUAGAGGGAAGCAGCGUGAUGGGGUUUAGUAGAGGAGGAGAACCUGGAGUUGAGUGACUCCUACUUUGUUCAGGAAGACCUGGAGGCCCUCAUAGCCCAUUUCCAGACCCUGGAUGCAAAAAAGACCCAGGUCACAGAGACGCCAUGUUCUCCGCCCACCCCACGGUUAAAUGCUUCCCUGUCUGCUCAUCCUGAGAAAGAUGAAUUAAUCCUUUUCGGAGGUGAAUAUUUCAAUGGCCAAAAAGUAAAACCUUCAUGUAUAAUGAACUCUACAUCUACAGUAUCAGAAAGGAUACCUGGACAAAAGUUGACAUCCCUGGCCCACCUCCAAGGCGCUGUGCUCAUCAGGCUGUGGUGGUGCCCCAGGGUGGAGGGCAGCUGUGGGUCUUUGGUGGAGAGUUUGCAUCUCCUGAUGGUGAGCAGUUCUACCAUUACAAGGACCUCUGGGUCCUGCACUUGGCUACCAAGACCUGGGAACAGAUUCGGUCAACAGGGGGUCCUUCAGGUCGUAGUGGACAUCGGAUGGUGGCCUGGAAGCGACAGUUAAUUCUUUUUGGUGGCUUCCAUGAAAGCACAAGGGACUACAUCUACUACAGUGAUGUGUACACCUUCAGCCUGGAUACCUUCCUGUGGAGCAAGCUGUCCCCUUCAGGCCCUGGGCCCACACCCAGGUCAGGCUGCCUGAUGGCUGUCACCCCCCAGGGCAGCAUUGCCAUCUAUGGGGGUUACUCAAAGCAGAGAGUCAAGAAGGACGUGGACAAAGGCACCCAGCACUCAGACAUGUUCCUGCUAAAACCUGAGGAAGCAGGAGAAGGCAAAUGGACUUGGACCCGGAUUAAUCCUUCAGGGGUCAAGCCUACUCCAAGGUCUGGCUUUUCUGUGGCCAUGGCUCCAAAUCAUCAGAUACUGUUCUUUGGGGGUGUGUGUGAUGAGGAGGAGGAGGAGAGCCUGGAGGGCUCGUUCUUUAAUGACCUGUAUGUCUAUGAUGCUGCCAGGAGUCGCUGGUUCACAGCACAGCUGAAGGGACCCAAGUCGGACAAGAAGAAACGGAGGCGGGGCAAAGUAGAGGAACAAGAAGGUGCCACUGAACAGGAGAAUGGGGCAACUGGUGCCCCAGAGCCGCUGGAGGUGAUAAAAGAGGUGGUGGCUGAAGAUGGGACAGUGAUCACCAUCAAACAAGUGCUUGCUCCCUCUGGGCUGGUGCCACAAGCCCCACCUAAGCCUGAAGACAGUGCUGUGGAGGCCAGCAGCGCUGGGCAGGAGCCGUGUCCACGUUCAAAUGCCAUGCUGGCUGUCAAGCAUGGACUACUCUAUGUCUAUGGUGGCAUGUUUGAAGCUGGUGACCGCCAGGUGACCCUUAGUGACCUCUACUGCCUUGAUCUUCACAAGAUGGAAGAAUGGAGAACCUUGGUAGAGAUGGAUCCAAAAUCUCAGGAGUGGCUGGAGGAGACGGACUCAGAAGAAGACAGCAGCUCUGAUGAAGAGGGUGCAGAGGGGGGUGACAAGGACCAGGAAGAGGACAGUUCGGAGGACAGUGCUGAGGAGGGAGCAGAUCCACAGCACCCAGAGGUAGCUCCUGGGGAGCAGUACGAAGAGUACCUGUCCCGCACUGAACAGUACUGGCUGAAGCUUGCCCGGAACCACAUGGGCCCCGAUGCAAAGGAGAAGAAAGUGCUGAAAGUAGCCCAAGCCAUGGCAAAAGCAUUCAUCGAUGAUGCAGUUCAAGACAUUGCACAGGCCAAACAUUAGACUGAGUGAUGGCUUCAACAUCACUGGUGUCCUUAAGCCAGGCAUGAGGAGGCCCCUGCAGAGGUUGUCUUCUGUGCAGCCUUAGGCCACCUGAUGAGGAAUUCACUGUCUUCACAGCAGCUUGAGUCCACUCUGAGAGAAGGUUAGAGUGAGAUGUGAAUGUGUGGGACCUGUAGGAUAUGUGUUCUUGUCCUAAUAAAACUGGCUGUGUGCUCUAAGGUC